This is a messenger RNA of Chanos chanos (milkfish), 636 nucleotides long. It is a transcript of the gene pianp, whose product is annotated as PILR alpha associated neural protein. The transcript has 4 exons. The record is from RefSeq and is a predicted model, not a curated record. Gene Ontology annotation, biological process: regulation of immune response. Gene Ontology annotation, cellular component: membrane. NCBI's taxonomy places the organism in Eukaryota, Metazoa, Chordata, Actinopteri, Gonorynchiformes, Chanidae. Bases 1 to 636 code for a protein of 211 amino acids.
AUGGAGCGAUGCUCCAUUCCUCCUUUCUGCUUCCUGUCUGAGUUCUGGCUCCUCCUCCUCUUGCUGAUCUCCGUGGCGACAGUCCCCGCCUCCUGCGGCCCUGAAGACCAGAAGUGGGGGGAACAAGGCAGCGAGAUGCAGACGGACUCUCUCCACCUGUCCAUCACUCCCCAAGCCACGCCCACUCCUCUGUGGGCGGUCAUCUGGGGCCCCACACAGCCAAUAGAGGACGAAACGCAUCAUUUCCUGUCCAGCCAGGAAACGGAUGUCCAGAAAGUGUCCACAUCUGAAGCGUGGUCAUUGAGGAGCGUCACGACCGUCAAACGUGACCGUCAGGCGCCGUCGCUGGAGGCCAGAGACGUGUCGGAAGAGGGGGAUGAUGGGAAAGCGGCAAAGGAAACAGAGGAAGUUGAUCCUCAGUUCUAUGUGACUGUCACCAUCUCGUCUGUGCUGAUUCUGUUGGCAGUUAUCAUCUCAGCUAAACUCUGUUAUGACCGCAGCUGUUCACAGAAUCCUCCUCCGCUCUCUCGGGGCGCCGGUCCCCCUCUCUCUCUCGCCAUCCCUCGUUCUCUCGCUCAGGAGGACAGCAGACAAGCCCUGCACAGCCCUCCCUCCUUCCCUGACAGAGAGCGGUAA